Molecule: messenger RNA, 318 nt
Organism: Drechmeria coniospora
Lineage: Eukaryota; Fungi; Ascomycota; Sordariomycetes; Hypocreales; Ophiocordycipitaceae
Exons: 1
Coding region: 1-318 (105 amino acids)
Source: RefSeq, a predicted model, not a curated record
AUGUGUGCGUGGUCAGCUUACUCGAACGGAUUCGUUUCAGGUCAACGUCGGGUCACGAGGGGGAGGAAAUAUGAGGAUGAGUAUGAGGACGAGGACGAGGACGAGGGUGAGGGUGAGGGUGAGAGUGAGGAUGAGGGCAAGGAUGAAAGGACACCAGAUUCGUAUCGCUCCGUCGACUGGAUCGUGGAUAUACGCAACGCGGUGGCCCCGGUCGGUCGGCGGACGACGGCCCGUCUCGUCUCGUCUCGUCUCGUCGCGUCGCGUCUCGCCUCCAGGCCGGCCACCGACCCGGAUGUGAUGGAUGAUGGACGGUACUGA